CUCACAUCCAGUCUCUCCAGUCACAAAAGAUGGUCAAAGUGAAAAAGCCUGAGGCCCUUGUCUAGGCACCUUGCCUAGGUGUAACCACGGCAGCAAAGGGUCCCAGGUUUGAGCUCAUCUCAUAGCCGAACCCCUACCAGCAGUCUGUUUCCCUGACUGUGUGUUACAUGGUGAAGAUCAAGGCAAACCUUCUGUCUCCUUUUGGGAAGAACCCAGAGCUUCAGGUGGAUUUCGGCACGGGUACUGGGCAAGGCGGCGACAUUCCAUUCCGUUUCUGGUACUGCGAUGGCAUCGUGGUGAUGAACACUUUAAAGGACGGGAGUUGGGGGAAGGAACAGAAACUGCAUACUGACGCUUUCGUGCCAGGCCAGCCAUUUGAGCUGCGGUUCUUGGUGCUGGAGAAUGAAUACCAGGUGUUUGUGAAUAGCAAGCCCAUCUGCCAGUUUGCCCACCGCCUGCCCCUACAGUCUGUGAAAAUGCUGGAUGUGAGGGGAGAUAUCGUGCUGACUUCAGUGGAUACGUUAUAAGGGGCAGAAGAUCUUCCAGGGAAGAUAUCCAUCCCGUUACACUCUACUAUAAUAUGCAGGAUCAUGGCCACUCCCAGAAGAUGCCAGGAUG
Budorcas taxicolor (takin) is the source of this 618-nucleotide messenger RNA. Its product is annotated as placental protein 13-like. Gene Ontology annotation, molecular function: carbohydrate binding. Bases 168 to 527 code for a protein of 119 amino acids. Lineage: Eukaryota; Metazoa; Chordata; Mammalia; Artiodactyla; Bovidae. The record is from RefSeq and is a predicted model, not a curated record. The transcript is spliced from 5 exons.